CAUGUUUUUAUGACUGUGACUCAGUGUGUUCACGUUGCUGCAGUAAUGUGUUGGUAAUGUGUCAUUUAUAGGGGUUUUUAUUCUGUCCUCACUGGGCUCCUUUACGCACAGUGGCUCAGUGACAGCGAGCGCAGCCUCAGGCCUUAUAUAUUUACUAACAUACACGGAAUUACGAGAUUAACCGACGUUUAACGACGCUGUCAACGACACGGUUCUGUAAAUGCGCUGUAAUUAUUUGCAGUUAUUAAGGACGUCUGUUUGGAUAAAACCAACAGACAGUGCGUCGUUGUUGCAGAUCACUGUUUUCGCUUAUGACGGCGUUGACCGAUUACAUGGCGUCUAAAUUUAGCACUGGGCAACGUGAGAAUGUAACGGCUUAUGUGACAGUCUGCAGCCGUUAUUAAAUUGUAUUUUAAAGUAUUUAGAAAUGUGCUAUUUAUUAGCACAGUAGACUGCAGUCCUCCAGACUCGCUGGUGGUCUUGCAUUAAGGAGUCGGCAAAACACAUGUGAGGUGAGAAUGUUGACUGUGUAAGCAGAGGCGCUCCGAGAUACUCUAGGUCCGAGGGUUCCCCACAUCAGACCAGACCACCUUACAUUUAAAACACGUGAGGGACAACCAAAAGUAAAUGAAGGGGUUACAUUUUUAGUGUUGCCUCCAUUCAUUAAACUUGAGUAGAGAAUUGAUCUCUGGGAUAACCCAGUGCCUGAACAUCUAUGUCCAGAAUCUUAUGCCACAGAUUCAUACUGUUAUACUUUCUAUACCAAUUUGCUGAUGGAAAAAAACAUAAACUUGGAAACAGAGAUGUUGUAUUAUAAAGAUUCCAAACUAGACAUUAUGACCACGCAUGUCACACAUAACGUAAAUUAAUCUAUAGUUCAGAUUGCAGGCCUGAAAAGAUUACAUCAAGAAAGUAUUUCAAAAUGUUCCUCUUCCUGGUCUGGUCUGGUCUGGUCCGAUCAUCCAAAGGGACGCUUGCGUGUCUACUGUAUGUGUUUGGACAUAUUGCUAAUGUAAAGCACUGCCAUCGUUUAUCCUGUCUCCUCAAAAAUGAGCUCAAAAGUCACAGCCAGAAAUGUUAAUGUUAAAUGUUGCUCCAUAUUGGAAACACUCUUAUUUUGAUUUAUUGCUAGUCAUAAAUCCCUUUGCUGAAGGGAAAAAAAAAUAUCCACAGCUUUUGGAUAUGUACAGUAUAUUGCUAUCCUUCUGCAGUACAUGAUUGGUUGUGUACUUAUGUAUUUGAAACAGGACUAGCAGUAUACAAAAGAUUAAUUUAUAGUAGGGUAUGAUUGUUGAACUUUAGGCUAGAUUGAUCUUAACAUACAGUAUGUCAUAAAAAAGCAGCAGCAGGUGGCUGUUGGAGUCGUCUAUACAGAAGGCAUCAAACUGCAUCAUAUGAACGUUUACUUUUUGUGAACACUGGUGAUGAAUUUAGCUGUACUUACUUAUGUAACAUACAGUGUUUUUAAAAGAUGUUGAAAUCCAGUGAGUUUCACUAGUGUCGCUUUUUAGUAUAACUUUUAUAAUUGACAGAAAAUUACUCAUGUCUCUUUGAAAUCUAAUUAUAAUUGUAAAUAUUUGGGGUGAACCAUGAGUGCACCGGCUUCUAUUUGCCUUUAUGGUAACUUGCAUUUUGCACAGCUGUUUCACACAAUUCAGAUUUUACUGUCAGUGGAGCAAUCCUCAGGCCAUUUGUUUUCCCGCCCAUUGCCUAAAUCAGCCCAACCCCUCACUGUUGCACUUGGUUUCAUAACGCAGCCUCCUCUGUGUGUGGAGCCUGUUCAGCAGUCACUGGAGGAGUUGUAGCUGCCCUGCUGGAGUCUGUUACAAAGGAGAGGAAGGGUCGUGGCUGUUACUGUCCUGUCUCCACCAGCCUUUUCCGUCAGUUGCUGGCUUCUCUGUCGACAGCGAGAGAAGAGACGAGUCAUUCAUUACAGCUUUUACUGGCGUAUGUGGCCUCCGUCAGCAACCACACAGAGCCAACAUGCAGGAAGAGUCUAAUCAAAGAAGAAUGACAAUGGAUUUUUCACAACUGCACACAUACACGCCGCCGCAGUGUGCUCCAGAGAACACCGGCUAUACCUACUCUCUCAGCUCCAGCUAUUCUACAGCAGCCCUAGAGUUUGAGCAGCAGCACCAGAUAGCUCCCGUGUACGAGUCGCCCAGGAUGUCACGGCGGAGCCUGCGUCUGCAGAACAGUGGCAGUCACUAUGGCAACGAGAGCCUGGCUGAUUACUCCCACAGCACCACCAGCACCAAGAGAGAAACACGGACGUUACGGAGCAGGAAGCAGCAUUCCAGCUCCAACACACUGUCGUUGUCCCUCGGUCAAGCUGCCACGCCAAUGAAAACCCUCUCCUUCUCAGCUGUCAGUACCCCUAUUGACAGAAGCAGCAGCAACAUUCAUGAAAGCAGCGUUGUGUCCGGUGACGCCCUUCACAGCUCCACCUUGGACCAGUCCAGUCGCAGAAGACGCACUGUCACCACCAAAACAACCACCACGACUUCUAUGUUCGUGGAUGGACAUUGGGAGAAAAGCUCCAGCGCUGACCACAGCUCAACAAAUGUAAACGGUGAGACCAGAGUGUUGGAGUCUCACACCCAGCUCGCCAACGGUUACAUCUGCAAAGACUGCUCAUUACACACUCAGGAGAUGGACUCGCUCAUCACGCGGUCUGCCUUGUCCUUGUCGUCAUCAUCUUCAUCAUCAUCUAAGGCUAUAGAAGCUUCCACCAACAUCUUCUCCUCUCCGGCCUCACCUGCCACCUGUAUAUACUCCCACGACCGGAGUCGGAGGAAGAAGACAGGUGUCCUGACGUCCGUGUCUAACACCUGUUUGCGCUACAGCAAACGAGCCGUGGCCCCUGUAGUGUCUUUAGUCUCCUUCAUCUUCAGCAGUGUGCUGUGGCUGGGCUCCAGGACCAGGAGCCGAUCAGGAAAAGGUGUUGUUACGUCGUGGUCAGACUCCAUGAGACAAGUUGUGUCCUCUGGUGUUUCCCAGCUGUGGCUGCUAAAGCAGACCACGUUCCACAGGAUAAGGCGCUACACAGCUAAUGGCUUUGAAGGACAAGCCCACUCCAGUUUCUGUGGAAGCAUGAACGUCCGGGACCUGGUGACGGAAGAUGCAUCGAAUCUGGACCUGAACGGUUCCCUGUGUGAUGACUGUAAAGGGAAGCAGUAUACAGAGACACACACUGUCCUCCUCAAAAAGUCCACUAGGCGUCAGCGCCUAGUGGAGGCGCUGUGGAGCAUCUUAGCUUACACAGGUUACUGUCUCCUCCAACCAGUACACUGCGUCAUUAGAGCAGCUAGAGUCGUGGGUUCAGGGGUCGCCACAGUGGCACAGAAGCUGCUCUCAGUGUUCUGGGUUCUCCUGUCAGCUCCAGAGAAAGCAGCCCGGGGACUUGUGUGGUUUCUUGCUACAGGAUGGUAUCAGCUGGUGUCCUUCGUGUGUCUCCUCAAUGUCUUUUUUCUGACACGUGUGCUUCCCAAACUCUGGAAGCUCCUGCUGCUCCUUUUACCUCUGCUGCUCCUGCUUGCUUUAUGGUGGUGGGGUCCGUCCGCUGCUGCCCUUUUUGCCUACCUCCCUGCCGUUAACAUCAGUGCAUGGCGUCCUGCGUCUCCUUUCACCCUCUUGUCUAACUUAAUGCCAGCUUCUGCUCCAGUUCCCGUCUCUGUUCCCAGUCCAGAGGCUCCACUGGACCAGACUCCAGCCACCCCAGUCUCACAUCCACUGCCGAUGCCUCCGCCUGGAGCAGUCUUCACUGUAGAUAUGGAACGCAUUGAAAAAAUAGAGCGUCAGCUAGCUGCGCUGUGGAAGCAGGUCCAGGAUGGGGGUGAGAAGCAGGACCAGCGCCAUGUUGACAUUCUAGUUCUCUAUAACACCUUAAAGGAUCAGCUCCACACUCAGACAGACAGGGAGAGUCUGGGACUGUGGGUCUCCUCACUGCUGGAGCAGAGGCUUGGAGUUCUGCACGCUGAGCUGGAGAAGGAGAGCAGCGCCAGGUCAAAGAGCACCUCAGAGCAGAAACAGCAACAGGAGGGUCAGGCAGCACGGCUGGCUGAUUUAGAAACACUGCUCACUGCUCUGGCUGCCAAGACUCAGGAGGUGCAGCAGAAACAGCAGCAAUUUGAGCAGGAGAAGGAGCAGAAGGAGAAAGAAGUUGUCGUUCCAGCAGCAGACCCUGCAUCCAUCAGUGUGGGUGUGCAGCAGGAGGACCAUGAUGCUCUGCUGGCAGAGGUGAAGAGACUAGAACUGGAGUUGGGUAAAAUCAAACAGGACCUGCAGGGUGUCGUGGGAUGCAAGGGCAAGUGUGAGCAGCUGGACAACCUGCAGCAGAUGAUCUCAGACCAAGUUUCGUCUCAGGUGCGCAAGGAGUUGCAGGCUCUGUUCUUUGGCAGUGCUGCGUCAGGACAGCAGCAGGGAGAGCUGCCUGAGUCUCUGGUAUACUGGCUGUCACAGCGCUAUGUGAACACGCCAGACCUGCAGGCCUCACUGGCUGAACUGGAACUGAGAAUCUUGAGAAACGUGUCCCUGCAGCUAGAUCUGAACCGAGCCCAGACCCUGGGUGAGGCCGAGUCUCAGGCCAAGAGCAUCAUCCAGACGGUGACUGGUACUGUCCAGCACACUGUCUCCUCUGAGGGACUGACAGAAGAGCAAGUGAAGCUGCUCGUCCAAAAUGCAUUAAAGCUCUACUCCCAGGACCAAACAGGUCUGGUAGACUACGCCCUGGAGUCAGGAGGUGGCAGUAUUCUCAGCACUCGCUGCUCAGAGACAUAUGAGACAAAGACUGCCCUCAUGAGCCUGUUUGGUCUGCCACUCUGGUACUUCUCUCAGUCUCCACGUGUUGUCAUCCAGCCUGAUGUCUACCCAGGGAACUGCUGGGCUUUUAAAGGCACUCAGGGUUACCUGGUGAUCCGGCUGUCCUUGAGGAUCCUGCCCACAUCUUUCUGUGUGGAACACAUCCCUAAGACAUUGUCCCCAACUGGAAAUAUAACCAGUGCUCCUCGCAACUUUACUGUAUUUGGUCUGGAUGAUGAAUACCAAGAAGAAGGAAAGCUCCUGGGAAACUACAUUUAUCAGGAAGAUGGAGAAUCGCUGCAAACUUUCCCUGUUAUGGAGCCAAACGACAAGACCUUCCAGAUCAUUGAGGUGCGAGUGCUGUCUAACUGGGGUCACCCGGACUACACCUGCCUGUAUCGGUUCAGAGUGCACGGAGAACCCAGACCUCAGUGAACCAACCACUACCAUAUCAACCUCUCUGUACAUAGCUCUUUCUCUAACAGUGGGUGGAGGAACUUGUUCAUACUUUGAAGAUGUUUUUUGUACGGAAGCCAUGGAAUGUUUAUAGAAUGUGUUCAGACUGAAGCAAGAACCUGUUUGUUUUUUUUAUUUUGUAAUUUUGGAGGAAUCACAGAGAAGACUACGCGAUGAUUGUUGAUGUCACAUUAGAGGAGUAGGACCAUGGAAAAAGCUCAUAUUCCCAUACCUUUUGUUUUUUGUAAAAGGCCACUUGCACUGAAACAGCCUGAGAGGGACCAGGCUCCACUAUAGCAGAUAAAUCCUUUGUCCCCUUUUGGCACCUCCCACUUCUACAGGAAGGUGUACGCCUGGAAAGAGGAAAUUGACUCAUCUUUGUUAUUUCUUCUCACUGCAUCUUGGUUAAACUUUUUUAUUCUUCUUCUGGUAGAAACACACAAUCCAGCCUCUCUGAGCUGCUGUCUGGUCAUGUUUGGUUUUUAAAUGCUGUCAGGUUCUAACAGUAACAUGAGGUGAUCAGUGUGACCGUCAUGCUGGACUGGAGCACAUGAACAUUUUUUGGCCUCAUGCAUAGCUAGAUACAGAUUUUUUGCUGCCUCUGGGAAUGCUCUAAAUGUUCUGAAAAAUUGAGUCUUGCUGCAAGUUAACUACACACCUUUAACUAAUGUUACUAGAACCUCCAAGCUGCUCCGUGUGUUGAGAGCAUUGAGUUCUUUACUUUUGUGACCAUUCAACAAAAUGUCUCUUUUUAAAAUUCUAGAUAAUGCACUAAAGCAUGUGGCUCCUCCUGAGAACCAUUCUGAUUGUCAUUAUUAUGUUCUGACAGUUUUAGACUUUCACAGAACUCUCAAAUUACAAAUCCAUGUAGAAUCAAAGGGCUGGGCGAUUAAAGGAUGAUGAAAUAAGCUAGUAUAGCAAUGCUUUGAACCAAACACAACUAUAAAAUGUAUGUCAGCUCCACCUUGUGUUGUGUGGCGCAUGUUUGUGCUUCACUUUUUAAAAUAAAAAAUAUAUUCCCAAUCGGAAAAAGAAUGUGAGACCCCUGGUGGGGCUAAGCUAGCUCAGCUACGAUUGAAGUCAACUGCCCAAACCAAAGUUUUGUCCCAUGCUGCAUUUGGUGUAAAUGAAAAGUUUACAAAAAAUGCAAAAGGAUUAAUGUUUGAAUGAUUUGGCCUCAAACAAAGUGUUAAAAUUUCCUGCUAGAGUUCACUGAUUAGGUGCACAGCAGAAGGCCUGUGUCAAUUGUAAUGCUUAUAAUAGUUGCAAAAACAGCAAAACAGAGUUGUGCUACGUCGCCCUCUUGUGGGAGAGCGAGGUUGAUGUCACUGCCGUGACUUAACAAUUUUCCCUCCAUUAUUGGACAAAAGAAAAAGUACCACGCUUUGUAGAAUGAGAGCCGAAGCAGGAGUGAGAGUGUGUGUGGAUGUGUAUGUGUGAAUGACACUGAAAUAACGGUCGACCUUUUUAAUGCUCUGCCCAAGUUAAUUCCUGAUUUACAGACGGUUUCCUACAACCUGGUGUGUUUUAUUUUUUUAAGUCUCUGUCUCUGUCCUCUACAUGUAACUAAACGUCCACCUGACAAAGACUCCCACUAUUCCCGAAGGAAUGUAAUCUGUACAUCUUGUCAUUGAUAGUCGACCCUUUAUAUCCGCUUUUAUCAGUGUUGCUUUAUCAUAACAGUUGGUGUAUUUUUAUUUACUGUUACUCAAUUUUUUGUUGUUUGCGUGUGGAGGGGUAGUAGUGUAUUAAAUGCACUGCAAUUACAUGUUAGAUAAAUGCUUGGCACGGGUCUUCACUACACAGAAUCAAUUAUGGUGUUUGCGUUGUCACUACUUUUUGGAGCAGACAGGAGUCUAACGUCUGAAAUGUCAUGUAUAAUGUUUAUUUAUUAACACGUCAUUUAGUUCCUGCAUUAUGAGUUACUGCGAUGUAUAUUUUGUGAAAAAAAAAGCUAUUCAGCACAUUUUGGAACCAUCUGGGACUUUUUGUAAGAUAAAUGGCUAUUUUUGUUCAGUCAUGAGAUGACUUAACUGCUUUGGAAAUAUUCCAAUAAAGACUUUAAUUUUGAAA
Cynoglossus semilaevis (tongue sole) is the source of this 7329-nucleotide messenger RNA. It is a transcript of the gene sun1b, whose product is annotated as Sad1 and UNC84 domain containing 1b. Lineage: Eukaryota; Metazoa; Chordata; Actinopteri; Pleuronectiformes; Cynoglossidae. The transcript is spliced from 24 exons. Bases 1984 to 5235 code for a protein of 1083 amino acids. Gene Ontology annotation, molecular function: protein-membrane adaptor activity. The record is from RefSeq and is a predicted model, not a curated record. Gene Ontology annotation, cellular component: nuclear envelope; meiotic nuclear membrane microtubule tethering complex.